GAGUUUGGGACAGGAGGCUGUCAUGUCUUUUUCUCCUGACGUCUUUUCUUCUGCUGCUCAGCAAGGGGGAGAGAAUGUGCCCAGCAAGUUGUCGCUGCGAAGGAAAGAUUGUUUAUUGUGAGUCUGGCAUUUUUCAAGACAUUCCAGAAAACAUCUCUACUGGAUGCCAGGGUCUGUCCCUGCGCUUCAACCGCUUAGCGACUCUGCUGCCGUACCAAUUCGCUCAUCUCAACCAGCUCAUCUGGCUCUACCUGGACCACAAUUCCAUCACCGCCAUAGAUAGCUUAGCCUUUCAGGGCGUGCGUAGGCUCAAAGAACUGAUUCUUAGCUCCAACAAGAUCACACUUUUACACAAUAAGGCUUUCAAUGCUGUACCAAACCUGCGCAAUCUUGAUUUUUCCUACAACCAGCUACACUCUUUGCAGCCAGGUCAUUUCUAUGGUCUGCGUAAGCUCCAAAACCUUCACCUACGGUCCAAUGGUCUCAGCAGUAUACCUGUACGGACUUUUCUGGAGUGUCGCAGCCUAGAGUUCCUGGACCUGGGUUACAAUCACCUACGCACCCUAUUCCGCACCACCUUCUUGGGGCUGUUCAAGUUGAAAGAGCUUCAUCUGGAGCAUAAUCAAUUUUCAAGGAUUAAUUUGUUUCUUUUCCCACGCCUUAGCAAUCUACAGGUCCUCUACUUGCAAUGGAACCGGAUACGAUCCGUUAAUCAGGGCCUGCCAUGGAUCUGGCAUACACUGCAGAAAUUAGACCUCUCAGGAAAUGACAUCCAGAUCCUGGACCCAGCUGUUUUCCAGUGUAUGCCAAACUUACAAAUACUCCAUCUUGAAUCCAACAAGCUGAGCAACAUGUCUCAGGAUGUGAUUUCAGCCUGGGUCUCCCUCACCACCAUCAGCCUGGUGGGUAAUGCCUGGGACUGCAGCCCUACCAUCUGCCCCCUGGUGACCUGGCUGAAGAACUUUAGAGGUUCAAAGGACAUCAAAAUUAUAUGCAGCAGCCCCAAGUCAGUUCAGGGAGACAGAGUAAUGGACAUAGUGAGGAACUACACAGUCUGUGUGAACAUAUCAGUUGAAGAGCAAACCACAGCUAUGAUCAUGAGGCAAACCACAGCCUCAGUUGUGGACAUCAAAAAGCCUACCACACCUCCUCCUUCCACGACCACAACAACCCAAGAUAUAUCUGCAUCAACAGUACAAAGACUCACUCCACAACCUGUCUCUCCCAUUGUGACAGAAAAAGACACAAGGGAGUCCAUACUCAUGACCUCAAUCUCUCCAGAAUCCUCAUCAUUUUCCCCAGAACUAGAGUUUGAGCAUAUGGCCUUCCAUAAAAUCAUUGCAGGCAGUGUAGCCCUAUUUCUCUCUGUGUCAUUGAUCCUGCUGGUAAUUUAUGUCUCAUGGAAGCGCUACCCCAAUAGCAUGAGGCAGCUGCAGCAGCACUCAGUCAACCGCAAGCACAGAAAAAAGGCCCGGAAGCAGAAGCUUAACCUUAACUCUCAGUUACAAGAGUAUUAUUUGACUUAUACAAACUCUCAGACCAUGGAUGCAUUGGUAAAUGAGACAAGGGCCUACACCUGCACAAUCUCAGGAUCCAGAGAAUGUGAGGUAUGAUCCGCCAACUCCAUCCUAAAAACACACUCUCCAGCUGCUUGGGAGUCAGGUAAAUGUUUUCCACAGGGAUGCACUGUAAACCUCUCUGAGCGAAUGGAGACUGAGUUAAAUAUCCAUCCUCUGUUUGACUCUGUUCUCACUGUUGUUUUAAAUUAACGUUAUCAAUCCUAAAAACAUACUGUACAGCUGCUUGGGAGUCAGAGGUCAAUGUUUUCCACAGCGAUCCACUGUAAACCUCUCUGAGCGAAUGGAGACUGAGUUAAAUAUCCAUCCUCUGUUUGACUCUGUUCUUACUCUUGUUGUAAAUUAACGUUAUCACAUUAGAACAAAGUGAUUGAAUAUAUUAAUCCUGUUUGUGAGUAUAAACCUAAUUUAUAUCUGCACAUUUAUUACGGUUAUCUGCUGUUGAUUACAAAUGACCCUGCUUUUCACUUUUGUUAUCCUUGGAUGAUAUUGAGAUCUUAUUGUACUUGUAUAAAUGCAACUCAUACAUGUUAUGUGUAGUUUUUUAUCUUUAGCUUUUGUUCAUUUUAUGAAAUUAUAUGAUCACCGUGUAAUUUAAUUGUCAUUAAACUUGUGAAUGGUAGUUACUAAAUAAUGGGUGUCAGAAACAUAAUUGCAAGAUUAUGUUCCUGUUUUUGAUCUUCAUACUAUACCAAUGUAGCAAAAAGUCCAACAGCAUUA
Oncorhynchus gorbuscha (pink salmon) is the source of this 2297-nucleotide messenger RNA. RefSeq names its product leucine-rich repeat transmembrane neuronal protein 4-like. Gene Ontology annotation, cellular component: membrane. Gene Ontology annotation, molecular function: protein binding. Gene Ontology annotation, biological process: positive regulation of synapse assembly; axonogenesis; regulation of presynapse assembly. The record is from RefSeq and is a predicted model, not a curated record. The transcript has a single exon. Lineage: Eukaryota; Metazoa; Chordata; Actinopteri; Salmoniformes; Salmonidae. The coding region runs from base 75 to 1613 and encodes 512 amino acids.